This is a messenger RNA of Cooperia oncophora, 1350 nucleotides long. The record is from the annotation of a GenBank genome assembly. NCBI's taxonomy places the organism in Eukaryota, Metazoa, Nematoda, Chromadorea, Rhabditida, Trichostrongylidae.
AUGGAUGUGGCUGUUUCCAGCGGGGACAGCAGUGUUGCCGUGCAAAUGUUCAAGGAACAAAAGGGAUAUUGCACUGAGCGUGUCUGUCUCCUAGUUAUGACUGUGUCAUACAAUCAUCGCCGAUCUGCACGUCGUAUUGAGGAAGCAAAACGAAAAGCAAGGCCAGAGUUGAAUAACUAUGGGUGGGACACUCUUGGCCUUGCUCAGAAAUUUGCGCUUCCUGAUUUUAAGGACAAUAUUUUGAGGGUGGAUGCCACGAAGUUGUCGCUCAAUGAGUUUCGCGAGAAAUACGAAAUCCCUCGCAUUCCUGUAAUACUGACCGGUCUUACCGAUAAAUGGCAGGCUCAUGAAAAAUGGACGGUUUCGAGGAUUGCUAAAAAAUACCGUAACCAGCGGUUCAAGUGCGGUGAGGAUGACGACGGUUAUUCCGUGAAACUGAAAAUGAAAUACUAUGCAGACUACAUGGUGAACAAUGUGGACGAUAGCCCUCUAUACAUAUUUGACAGCGGAUUCGGCGAUCGUCACAAAACGAAGAAACUUCUUGAAGAUUUCGUCAUUCCGCCAUUCUUCAAAGAUGACCUGUUUAGUUAUGCUGAUCACAAGAAGCGACCUCCCCAUAGGUACGAAUUUCAUGUAAUCUACCGCAUAUGUCUAGCAGUGUUUUGUAGAUGGUUUGUGAUGGGCCCAGUUCGAUCUGGUACAUCCAUUCACAUUGAUCCCCUCGGGACUAGCGCUUGGAACGCUUUGAUCAAGGGACAUAAGAGGUGGGUGCUUAUCCCGCCGGACGCGCCUCGAACACUAGUUAAGCCGUACCAGUCAGAGAAAGGUAAACAUCCGGAUGAGGCGACAACCUGGUUCAUGACGGUUUACAAUCGUGUUCGUGCAUCAACGUGGCCUAAAGAAUAUCCUGUAAUUGAGGCGCGUCAAGGUCCGGGCGAAACGAUGUUUGUGCCGUCAGGUUGGUGGCACGUCGUGAUUAACGAGGAUAACACCAUUGCAAUUACCCAGAAUUUCUGUUCCAUAGCGAAUUUACCGCAAGUCUGGCCAAAAACAGUAAAGGGCAGACCGAAACUCAGUAAACACUGGUUUAAGAGGCUUAACCAAGAACGACCUGAGUUGAUCCCCAUUAUGGAGCAGUCAAUGCAUGGACCAGCAGAAGAUGACUCGAGUAGCGACUCGUCGUCGAGCAGUUCAAGCAGUGACGAUGACACAAGUUCAGAUGAUAACAUGGCAAGCACAAAUGAAUGCUCAGAAAGACCGAGAAAGAGGCGCUACAGCGAAGUGGUAGGUCACGCGGGUGAAGGCGACUUGUGUGCUAGCAAAAUGCGAAGUAGCCCAAGGAGACACUAA